GACGAGGCCCGAUGCAUUUGCAGACCAUCAUUUGCUGAAGCAGACAGGAAUGAGGAGACUUUGUGGAGUUUACCGGUGUCGAGGCUCGCGCUAGAGAGCGCUUGAUUGCUUGAGCGUGAGGCGCGCCGGCUCAAUAACUGACUGGCGGGCGAGCAAUGCUAUGCCAACUCGCGAGCAGCCUGUCCUGCCUGUGAGACAUUCGUCGGUAUCACAUAGAGCGGCGCAGGUCAGGCAGGAGCAGCUCCCGCCAGCAGUCGGGGAAAGUCACGAUAAACUUGUCGAGACAGGGCCAUCGCAAGCGUCACUCGCGCCAACGUCAUCACCGGCCCUAGCGCUAAAGCCGAAGCGAGUCGUCAGCUUCUCUUCAGAGCCGGAUCAUACAGCGUCGCCUCCUCGAUCGGCCUCUCCGGCCGCCGGUGCGCGCAAAUCAAGCUUACCCAAGGGUACGCUGGACGAAAGGGAGGCAGCUCGGGUCGCACUUGACUCCUCUGUCUCGCUUCUACGACAAGCAGCAGACAUGGCGACAGCAGCUUCGGCAACGGUCAAGAGCGACAAGGCACCAGCCAGUGCGCUCAAGCGGUCAAGCCAGGCAUCUCGCGAGCUGCCACCGAAGGAGCUUUACUCCCAUCCUGACCCACUAUUGAGACGCUUACGCUUGAGAGAUGGCUACGGCAAAGAAGUCAAUCUGAAGAGCGCCUUCAGAGACUGCAUCGCCGUUGCAUUCUACUUUGAUGCUUCAUGGGGACGCCGCGGCGCCAUGUCGACGUUUGCCUCUGAUGUCAUCAGACUAACAAGAGUAUCACCACAUCGGCUCAAGGUUGUCUACGUGUCCAUAGACACCACAGAAGAAUCAUACGAGUCAAAUUCGCUCGCCCGAGGCUGGCUCAGUAUGGAAUGGAAUGACGGCUCCAAUCUGGCAGUUGGCCAGCACGAAGAUGCUGUCGAUCCCAUCAAUCUCAGCAGGGGCGAAGACUUCCUGCUCGCAGGCGAGGUUGAUACAGAGGAUCAUCUUGGUGAUGACGACGAUCAGAACGAGGAGCUCUACACGCGCCCGUACGCUCGGGUACAUCUGGCGGCAAAGUGGAUGGUGCUCGGCAUACCUCAGCUGGUCGUCUAUCACAUCCCUUCUCGCAAGAUUCUCUCUCGUCACGUCAGACCUCGCCAGAUUGACAAGGAUCGCGUCGAGCAGACGGUCAACCGUUGGCUCUCAGGCGAAACGAACGACGCCGUCUUUAUGGAGGUAGUCCAUCAGCUCAAAUAUACAUUCGCUCUCCUCAUCCUAGCAGUCCUUUACGUACUCUGGGUCAGAUCAGGCGGUACUGAUCCAAUCGCGGCUCUUAUCGAGCUGUUCUCCAAUGGUCACCAGCCAGCACUCGUCCAUCCCGAGCUCUAGAGAUAUCUGAUCGUUCAGUACACGCUCUGUUGUAGCAUUCAUGAUCAAAUUCAGUCCAAAUAGGAUGCCCUUUGCCUGGCC
Messenger RNA from Mixia osmundae IAM 14324, 1474 nucleotides. RefSeq lists its product as uncharacterized. The record is from RefSeq and is a predicted model, not a curated record. The transcript has 2 exons. NCBI's taxonomy places the organism in Eukaryota, Fungi, Basidiomycota, Mixiomycetes, Mixiales, Mixiaceae. Bases 161 to 1393 code for a protein of 410 amino acids.